UCGUGUGAUUGGCGGGUGUGAGGCGGGGUGGGUGGAGUUGAGGUAACGGGCGGCGCUGUAGCGGCUCCCACCACCUCCAUCAGCACCUCCAGCACCAACAGCGGCAGCUUCGUCUUCACUAUAAUCGCGAUUUCCGGUAGCAGGGUAGGCAAAUCGGCGAGCCAUGGCGUGCGGUUGGCAGAAGGUGGCGUUUGUGGCGCUGUGCGCGUGGCUGGCGCUGGCCAAGCCCACGGCAGAGAAGAAGAACCGCGUGCACCCUGACGAGCCGCUCAGCGAGAAGAAGCACGACGACGAGCAGAGCUUCGACUACGACCAUGAGGCCUUCCUGGGUGCCGAGACGGCCAAAACCUUCGAUCAGCUCUCGCCCGAGGAGAGCAAGGAGCGCCUCGGGAAAAUAGUGGAGAAGAUCGACAGCGACGGCGAUGGGCUGGUGACGCAGGACGAGAUGACGAUGUGGAUCAAGCACACGCAGCGGCGCUGGGUGUACGAGGAUGUCGACCGCCAGUGGACGGGCCACGACAUCGACGGCGACGGCUCCGUGUCGUGGGAGGAGUACCGCAACGCCACCUACGGUUUCCUCGCCGAGGAGGCACAGGGCGGCGAGGAGGACGGCUUCAACUACAAGCAGAUGCUGGGGCGCGACGAGCGCAGGUUCAAGGCGGCCGACGUGGACGGCGACGGGCAAGCCUCCAAGGAGGAGUUCACCGCCUUCCUGCAUCCCGAGGAGUUUGAGCAUAUGAAGGACAUCAUCGUCACCGAAACCAUGGAAGACAUUGACAAGAACGGAGAUGGCUUCAUUGAUCUGAACGAGUACAUCGGGGACAUGUACAACCAGGCCGGGGAGAGCGAGGAACCCGAGUGGGUGAAGACGGAGCGACAGCAGUUCACGGACUUCCGCGACACCAACAAGGACGGCAAGAUGGACAAGGAGGAGACAAUGGCCUGGAUCCUGCCCUCGGACUACGACCACGCAGAGGCAGAGGCCCGCCACCUCAUCUACGAGUCUGACAGCGACAAGGACGGCAAGCUGAGCAAGGAGGAGAUCCUGGACAAGCACGACCUCUUCGUGGGAAGCCAAGCGACCAACUUUGGCGAGGCCCUGACGCGGCACGAUGAGUUCUAGUCCCCCCCUCUCUCUCCCUCUCCCUGUCAGCCCCCCACCGCCACCACGACCACCAUCACCGGGGCUUUCUUCUUCUGCCCUGACGGCCGCGACCCCCCCCGAGGCCUUCCAGGGGUGGGAGGGGGCGGGAAACACCGCCGAGGGCCGACACGCGACAGGAACGAAGUCGGGCGCGCUACAGGGAACGCUUCUCCGUCCUCCCGCUGCAUUGCGGGCAACGCGUCUCCCCUGGGGAGAAGUGCAAAGGGAGGGGAGGAGGGGUGGGUUGGUGGGUGGGUGAGUGGGUGGGUGGGUGGGGAGGAACGAUCUCCUCUUAUCUGUGUGCGUCGUUCGGUCGCGCACGUAAUCCGGCAUUUGUUACAACGCGAUGCGCGUAGCUAAUACGGAGGCACCCACUGACCCUCCCCCCCCCCGUGCCCCUUCUCUAUUUUCAGAUGAGCUGGUUGUACCUUUGUGGGGGUGGGGUGGGGGGAGAGGGGGUCGUCGUUGGUGGUUGCCAAUUAGGGAUGACCACUGGAUCUCGACAAAUUUGCCUCUAUAAGUGUUUGCUGCCGACAAAAAAAAACGUGACGCUAUAAUUUCCCGAGUUUAAACUUCAAAUUAAGUUCAAAGUAAAGCCACUUGUGACAAAUGAUAAUCUACGCAAUUGUUAGAGUAGCUCGUAUUUUAAAUACGUCAGUGCUUCCACGCGUUUCACCGACCUCGCCUCGGUUGUACCCGCCCACGGUUGUACCCACCACGGUUUUACUCGCCCUUCCGUGCGCAGGAUGAUGGCGGCCGACUGCUGAGAACAACAACAAAAAAUGCGCGGCAGAGGGAGGAAAUUUGUCCGACCAAAAGGCUCGCAUAGCGCACCACCGUUCAUCAGCCGUGCGACGGCAUUUUGUGUUCGAGAGGGGUGGGGUUGGGGGGACGGUUAGGGGGGGAGGGGGAAGUGUUUUUAAGUGAAUGCAAGACAGUGUUAGAUCAUUACUGCCCAAUUACUGCAGCUCCUGUAGAGUUUUAUAAUUUUUUUUUCCUUCCCCUCACCUCUUUCCCCCGACGUGCCCGAUAAAUGCACAGCGCUGUGCGGGCUGCUGUGCCUAUCCCACUGCGAAUCACGCCGUGCCGCUUUCUUUUAGCCUGCGCACGCUCCGGUGAGCACAUUGGCAACCGCAUUCCCUUUCAGCUCUGCGGCGGCGUCGGCGGCGAUGCAGGCAGUGGCGUCGUCCUUCCGCUCACUUCUUGGCGUUGACGCUCGAUGCGGUCCCGUCUGUCCAGUGCGGCGAAUUCCCCGAGUUGUGGAACGCGUUGUUCUCGCUCGCGGUGUUUGACUGGUCCGCUUUCCACCACCACCUGCCCUGCCACCCCCUCCCCUCUCCUUUAGUUGUCAGUCCGUUUGAAUGAGCCUCCCCCCACGCCUAGCAAGAGACGGCCGUCAAUUCAUCGUGGGCACGCCGUAGCGACGAUUCCUAUCGGUCAAACUCGUGUACGGCUGCCCUGUCGACCGCCACCGACCGUCACGAGCAUUCAAGAGUUCCAAUGCCUUCAGCUGUUGUAGGAUCCACGGGCUGCAUCAUUGUAGGGGUUGUUGGCUACAAAUCUUCCGUGCUUGUUGCUGUACGCGGUUGUGCGUAGUUAUGCAUCAUGUCGUCAUUCUCAGCGGCAGCGGUGUGGGUGUUGACAGAAGUGCGUGGGCCAAGAGCAGGCCUCGCUAUCAGCUGAGGUGGCAAGACACUUCGUGGUACCAAUAUACAAACGUCCGUUGCCAGUCAAGUAAUGUGAUGACCCACCCCAUUUGGAAUGGUUAUUGCAAUUUAGAAUUUUUGGCCAUUAGGCGUGUGCCAAAAUCUCGAUUCGUGGAUCACCAAUAAAUUAUAACGUUAAGGAUGCACGCAUUGAACAGUGUGGAGGAGAAUUGAUCGAUUCCAUUUCGACUAAUGGAGUGAACACGACUACAAUACAGCAGGGAUGGUGACAAUAUGAUGCAAAAAAAGUUGUUUCUUUGAAUCAAAUGACAACCCCGCUCAUGAAAUGCCUAGGGGGCUUUGAGCAGUGAUGUAUUGUGCCAUGCAAAUUGGCCAUAUAUAUAAACACAAUUGAUCCCGUGAAUGCUUUUGGCAAACGAGUUGGGUCUGCGCCCACAGAUUAGAUGGAUCGGACGUGUGUGUGUACACCCAUGCUGCCCGGCGUCGGCGGGGCCGAGCGAAAUCGUGAACGGUGAAUCGUGCCGCUCCCGUUGGCAGUAUUUAGAACGACCCUUUGACGCAGUGAAAAUGCCUCGCUACUGAAAUGAGUUGCCAGCGUUUUGUUUUAACCCGAGGGAAGCACAGCUGACGAGUGUGUACAUAUUUUUUUUUUAUCGGUAGGAAGUCCGCAAACGGAGUCCCCCAUUGCCUUCUCUGGUCGCAAUCGGCGCUCUGUCGCUCCCAAAUUGAAGCUGCCUGCAUUUAAUCGUUUUAUAUUAUAUAUGUAAACAGUUCUUCGUAUAUAUUUAAAGGUGAAUUUUUUUUUCCCCCGCGUUGCGUUACUGUCGCGGUUAACUCAAGAAAGAAACGCGUAUUAUGUGGUUACAAAAUGUUCAAAAUGCAAAACAAAACCCAUAUACGUUGUCAAACGAUAAAGCAUUGAUGAAAUAACAGUGUUCACAGUUAAAUACUGAAUAAUAUACUGCAGAGUUGGCGUGUGGGCCAUAUCGUAUGGGGGGAAGCUUUGCAGUCUCAAAUAUCAAGCGGACAUUAUUUCCGAUUUUUUAAAAAUUAAAGAAUCAAAACGUCUCGAUCCGGCGAUUAAUUUUGUCACGAAGUUGACGAUUAGCCGGCUUGUCGCGCGCGCGAUGUGAGAUUCAUAUUUUGCAAUAAAUUAACGAUGCGACGGUG
This is a messenger RNA of Petromyzon marinus (sea lamprey), 3981 nucleotides long. RefSeq names its product calumenin-B-like. Gene Ontology annotation, cellular component: endoplasmic reticulum. Gene Ontology annotation, molecular function: calcium ion binding. NCBI's taxonomy places the organism in Eukaryota, Metazoa, Chordata, Hyperoartia, Petromyzontiformes, Petromyzontidae. The record is from RefSeq and is a predicted model, not a curated record.